UUUCGUGGUUCUGUCAAGAAGAUGCUCAACGUCGUGCCAUGAAAAAUAUAUCUUCAUCCGUCAUUCAUUCUUCACUCAUAUCAUAGAUCAUGCAUUACAACUUUAUCUGUUGACUCAUCCAUUUGGCAUGUAUAGUGCAACCUUAGCAACUUGACCUCUUGUCUUUACCUGUUGGGCAAUGCUUAAUAUCCUGUCUUUUACUACUCAUACAGUGAAAACCAUAGAUAGGCAAAGCAUAUCAAGUACUGAAAAAGCCAUAAAGGAAACAGUCACCUCUCAGACCAUAUCAGAGGCUCGUGUUGAAUCUCCAGUGAUCUCAAAGCAAACUGAAACUUAUUCAGAGGAAUUCAGAUCUGUCGAGGAGCCCUCCUAUGAAUACAGUUGUCAAGUCUUUGAAAGUGUUUCUGAAAGGUCCACUGUGAAGAAGACCACAACUGUGAAAAGGAUGGAGGCCCAACAAGAAGAUACUUUUGUGAAACACUCAGAGACCAUUGCCCCCAGGGGUCCUACAGUGCUCCAAAAACUUUGUGAUCUUAGAGUGAAUACAGGCGCGGUGGCCCAGUUCAUCUGCUCUUUUGAUGGUCAACCUUAUGCUGAGGUAGUUUGGGAUCAUAAUGGCAAGACACUGCCAGAAUCUGAGAGAAUGAAAUGCUCUCAAAGUGGAGGUGUUCUGUCUAUUUCCAUCCUCAAUGUCCAGUUGGGUGACCAGGGUUGGUAUAGAUGUGCAGUAAAAAAUACAUUUGGGGAAGCUAGAACGUCUGCACAGCUUACAGUGGAAGGUGUUUAUGAGUUUUUUGUUACCACGAUGGAUUAUUUCAUAUCAUCCUCUUUUAUUGCGUCAUGUGUUCAGCUUUUAAUUCUUAGCUCAGGUUUAACUUAACAAUAACUUAUAUCACUAGUUAUUUUAAUAUUUAACAUUUUAAUAUAAACUUAGAGCUUUAAACAUCAGCUUUAACAGCAUUUUCAUACAUCCACUAACACUCUAAUAUAUCAUAAUAUUGACAGCCAAAAUAGCAAUUAAAACAUAAUUGCUGAAGCUUUUAAUCUAUAAUUUUCCUAACUUUAUUCUUACCCAGCUAAAGAAGCAAAACCCAAAGCAGAAACCAA
Messenger RNA from Acipenser ruthenus (sterlet), 1107 nucleotides. Its product is annotated as myosin light chain kinase, smooth muscle-like. The transcript has a single exon. Lineage: Eukaryota; Metazoa; Chordata; Actinopteri; Acipenseriformes; Acipenseridae. The record is from RefSeq and is a predicted model, not a curated record. The coding region runs from base 179 to 880 and encodes 233 amino acids.